GUGGUGAGAGUUUAAGGAGGAUAUGCGACUGUACGAUGAAUGCUGCACAUUGGUGACAGUGACGUAUUUGUGGCUGUGAUGGGAUCAAGGCACACAACUGUCCAGUAACUUCAUGGCAUCUCCCGUUGUAGAACCACAGCCAGCAUUAUGGUUGAGUUACUUCUUUCUUUACGAUGGUUCAAAAGUGAAAGAGGAAGGUGACCCCACAAGGGCUGGAAUUAAUUACUUUUAUCCUCCUCAGACCUGUAUUGACCAACAAGAGUUACUGUGUGGCCAGAUCGCAGGGGUCGUUCGCUGCAUCACUGAAAUUUCCAAGUCUCCUCCGAACCUCAUCAGACUGCGCAAGCUGAAAUUUGCCAUUCAGGUUCAUGGCGAGUAUUUGUGGGCGCUUGGAUGCUCAAUGGAUAUCGCCGAUGUCAGCUGCAAGUGUUUUCUUGAGGAUCUUGUUGGGCUCUUCCGGUUUUAUAAUGGACCCUUAUGGCAUGCUUAUCGGGUCCGCUCCCGGGAAGAGCUGAGCGAGGAAUGGAACCUUUAUCUGGAAUACAUACAGAACACUCCUGAGUUACACCGGAUCUUCAACUCCCUCAGCCAUGUGGACAAAACCAAAGUGGAUCCACUUCUUUUACUGAAGGCUGCACUCAUUCUGCAGACAUGUCAGCGCUUCCCUCAUAUCCUGGCUGGCUGCAUUAUGUAUAACAAUCGGAUAGUGAGUACCCAGCUGCCUCCCGCUUUGACUUCCAGGAUUCUCCUACAGAGGCUUGUACUAGCUUCACCAACAGCAAGCGGCUCUCAAGAUCAUGAUACUUGCUUACCACAGGACGUCAACAUGAUUCCGGUAUUUCUAAUGGAGAAGGAAGCAACAGCACUGCGCCAAUACCCUGUCCAGUGGAUGACCAGAAUACCAAGUUUUUCAAGGAGAACAUCUAGCAUGUCCCACAGCCUCAGUGAGGAAGCACAAAUCAAUCGGUCACACAUCUCAGAAGCAGACUUCCUAGAUGAAGAAAAAAUGCAGGAAUCUUCUUCUCUGACAAAGGUGGACCUUUUAGAGCAGUCCUCUGUGGAAAUUGUUACUAGUGAACAGGAGAGUGUUAUCUCAGACACUGCUUGUGUUAGCACCAUGGUGCCUACUGUCAUACAGAGCUCCUCUCCAGUACAGCAGAUACUUCACCCAGGUGACAAAGCAAAGCAAGAGUUUAUUAAAGUGGGGGACCAUGACAAUGUGUUCACAGACACCAAUCCGGAAAAUAUUUAUCCAGUGGCUUUUGAUGACCAACCAGAGGAUGUAUCAAAAAGAGAUUAUGAACGCAGAAGUGAUUGUUUGUCCACAGGAAGUUAUGCAACAUGUUAUUCCACAGAUGAGUUAGAGAAGAGCAGCCCUGAAUCUGGCUUCUCCAACCCAGAGGACAGUAAAGAUACCAUAAAAACCCAAGUCCUAGAAGGCCAAGAAGAGCCUCCAACUAAGAAAAAUAGCUUUCUAGAAGACCCUCAAGAGCAUUUACUUAAUACAGUUGUGAGUGCAACAGAGUUAUUGGGCAUUACAGAAGGUGACACUCAAGUUACUGCAAAAGGUAGCGCAGAAGUUAUUACACAGCUAUAUGAAAGAAGCAGUAAAGAGGACAUUCUGUCAAACAGAACCUCUAGCAUCACAGACUGGACCUUAACACUGGACUCGAAUCCAUCAAUCAGCAGCUCGAAACUAGUUAAGAUGGUAUUAUAUGUCCAUAAUGUGAACGGCUUAGUUCUGUCUCUAAUAGCAGAAAACGAUUUCAAAUACAUCAGAGAGUUCAUUCAGGAUGUGUAUGACAGCACCUUGGCUUCUCUGAAUGGCUUAGAAGUUCAUCUGAAGGAGACUUUGCCCCAUGACAACAACAAUGUAGCAAAAAGCACUCACAACUUUACCCACUAUGAUUUGAUCCAGAACAUUCUCACAGCUAAUCUUCCAUCUUCAUCAAACACUCAAGACCGCCACUUCCUUCGAGCUGCCAACCUAAUCCACGCUGACUUUAGCGCACAUCCUUCUCUCUUGGAGGUUACCAUAAGAAAUGGUUCUUCUGCGGUCUUUGGUUGCCAGAGCAGUGUCCACGAGACUUACUUCCAGCAGCUGUCACCUCCCUUCCGCAAUUCAGGAGGUCCAGAUUCCCAGGACACUGCUUUCAUGCUACAGAGCAAAGCCAAGCAGAAGCUGCUGAAAUAUGGGCUUAACCUGCUGUAAGACACUUCCUCAAAGCAAAGAUAUUCAUUGGACUUCCAUUCUGGGCUCAGGCUUCCAUUCUGGGCUCAGGCUUCCAGGACACUUUCUACAUAUUCCAAAUAUAAGCACUGCAAGACUUUCACUGCAGUUAAUGGACCAUAUACUAAGUCAUACAUUGUGUACUUCUAUUAUUGAUGAACCCGCUUCUGACUAAAAUCUUCCACAUUUGUGUCUUUCUAAUGCCACAUAUUAAAGCAACUUUUCAACCCUGUAUAUGUGCUGCUGGCUUGUAAAUGUUAGUGGCA
Molecule: messenger RNA, 2496 nt
Organism: Nanorana parkeri
Lineage: Eukaryota; Metazoa; Chordata; Amphibia; Anura; Dicroglossidae
Gene: HPS4
Product: HPS4, biogenesis of lysosomal organelles complex 3 subunit 2
Exons: 14
Coding region: 113-2212 (699 amino acids)
Biological process (GO): vesicle-mediated transport
Source: RefSeq, a predicted model, not a curated record